CGGUGAGCCGGAGCGUUGCAGAGCGGAUUGGAAACAGGAAGAGGACUCGAGGGGGGGAGAAAAAAGGCACGGUGGAGAGGAUCGGGUGAGACAAGGUGGUGAGGAGUGAAAGGGAGGUAAAGGGGUGCAGAGGGGUGUGUGUGGACCAAAAGACAGAAGACAAAUAAGAGGCUGCAUGUAUCACCCAGCAGAGCUGUACUCGAGCCGUAAAACAUGGCACUCCUAUCCAGAUGGAGGACCAAGCAGAGGACAAUGGGCCCCGGUAAACAGUCGGCCUUGGAGCCAAACACAAAGAUGCAAUGGAGGACGCAUUCCAGCCGAUCAUCUCAUCUCACCGUCAAGUCGUCAAUACCACAGGGGGCAACGGACGGUUCACUAUCCCCAAGACAAGGGUUCCUCUAAGGGGCACAGGCAGUCUCUCCACGUUUGGGAUGGUAAAGAACAGCCAUUUGAGGGUCAGAACUGGCAUCACAACUCUGGGCGUUCAUUCCACAACCGAGCUGGCACCGACAAUGGUUAUCUAACAAGACCAGGAGAGCGCUACACAAACUGGGACAGCAAUGUCAGCAACUCUUUGCACGGGAGUCCUCGUCUGCACCGCAACAACAGAGAGCCCCAGCUCCCCCCAGAAAGAUGGGCUCCCUCAGACUUUCGCAGGACCUUCCCCGGUCGAAUGAUUAAUGACAGGCCCGGGCUUUGGAAACGGCCAGCCUCUCACCAGCGCCAAGACCAAAUCCACCAGCAUGGUUCACCCCCGCAGCACCCGACAUCAACGAGGGAGGAGUGUCCGGCCAAGAGGAGCCGGGACUCAGGUCCUGAUCAGUCAUCUCAUCCUGGAUCAAGGCAUUUUGUUGCCCUUCCACCACCCCCACCUCGCCACCACCGUUGUAACCAAGACAACUGGAAGCCUCCUCAUGACACGGCAGGUCCUGGCCCUCCCUCUCACCACAGGACCUCAACAACACAUCAACAGGAGACCUCAAAAUCACGCGCUGGAGGACAUAGCUUUUGCGACGGUGACCUGGCAGUUCAAAACCAGGGUUGCAGCAGCAGGGCUUCACAUCUCGGAACCAGUUAUCGAAAAAUGUCUUCACCAGCAGAACACACCCGUGUGCCUUACAGCCACCAAAAUCCUCACUACCACCCGCAGCGGCACACUCGCCACCUCAGAGCUGAACAGCACAAACCUUUGACACACCGCCUUGAGGAAGAAGAGGAGGACUCAAGGAAUCAUCUCCGCAAGCAAAGCACAGAAAUUCAGCGUAACAUCAGAGGCAUUUCAAGAGAGCCAGCCAACUUCAGGCCUUCUGCAGAAGAGCCCCCUAAAUAUUCCUCCCUUUAUUCAAAAGAGUCUGCUCACAGUCCAAGUGUUAGCCCUCCAGUACACAAAGCAGCCGGCAGCAGUCAACAACGUAUCCCUGGCCACAGUGGCCAACCAAAAAUCCAGGGAAGCCCCACUCACAUAGCAAAGUUCAGCUCAACCUCGAUCCCAUCUCAUUCAUGUGCAGCUCGUCCCAAAUCCAAGUUUUCAGAUGUCAAAUACAAGGAGACCUCGCAGCAUCCGCGCUUGUCUCCGCACGGCAGCUCAAGGAUAAACAAGUCAGAAAAGGAGUCGGAAGCCCGAAAAACAGUUGAACUGGUGAAAAGGGAACGAUGGGAUGAUGUCACAAAGGCAAAGAAAAAGGCUGAAGACAGAAAGAAAUGGAAGAAAAAAGAACGGAAAUUAGCUGAGAAAAAGAAAAAGAGGGAUAAGGCAGCAAGAAAGGAAAAUAAAAUAACUCUGAAAGCUAAAAACGCAGUGAGGGAAACUUAUGGCUCCUGUCUUUUUUCUAACUCUUCGGAAGAGGAGCGUCUUUCCACCGGUCAAUCUUUUCUUCCUAAGGGUACUUCUCCACCACAUAUGCCCCAAAACAAGCACGGACACUCACUCCCCACGAGAAACAUCCCCAGCCUGACCACAGCCUCAUCUCAAUCAGCCGAGGGACAAAAAUCAGAACCGAACGAUACCCUGCCUUCCCUUUUGUAUGAAGCCUUAGACCCUCCGAGUGCAGCGUGUUCCGUGAGCAUCAAUCAGUCGGCCCAAGGCAAAGGGCAAGGUGGACCUCUCCAUGCCCCGGAUCUCCAGCCCGUGGGUGUGAUCGGAAAUGGCGAAGUGGGAGAAAACCUCGCUAACACUCCCCCUGUACUCAGCUGGCAGGGCUCACCAGUCUCAGACGUGGGAGACGAUGACGACGAGAUGGAAAAGGGAAUGAUAAGCAGACCUGCCCUCCAGCCCAGCUCCAUUCAGUGUUUUUCCGCUGGGCCCUUCGAAGACGAGAAUAUUAACGAUGGGUUUCAGGGGUCCGUUGAAAGUAAACCGGCAGAUCGUUUGGCACCACGCGAUCCACCAAGUACAACUCAUCCUAUUCUUGAAGAGGAGAAGAAGAAAGAAAUGACUGAAAAAGCCGCCUCUCUACAUCACGAGAUCCAUCAUAAAGCAGGCCUGGAUGACGUCUUCAAGAGCCUGGCCACUUUUCUUAGUGGCCAGAGGACCGCGUGUCGAGGGGGUCCAUUUGGGGGUUCUCCUGCUUUGACUGCCGACGGGGUGAAGUUUGCUUCCUCUCUUGCUCGGGGACCAGAUAUCAACUGUCACCAGCAACAAGAUUCUGCCCUCGAGUCACAACCGGCAUCAUCCUCAGAAACUAAUAAUCAGUGUAAUUUACAUUUGGAAAAGUGCAGCGAGACAGUUGAGCGUGAGCCCAUCACAGACACCCCCACAGGCAAAAUAGAGCAGCCUGAUGUUGAUGUGAAAGAGAGACGAGAGGCUCACGAUGAAGACGUCCAAACCUCUGUUUUGGACCACUCGCUGAGUGCGGAGCUGAGACUGACCGCGACCCACAGCACCUCUUUGGACCACCUCCUUGUCUCGAGCAAAGCCAAGAGGCGAAAGAACGCGGAGAGAAAUCAACAGCUGCGGGUCAAAGUUAAGAUCAAGAAAGAGAGAAGCACCGUCAGCAACAAAUCUAAACGCAGACGUAACAAACACAAAUCACCUCCCAGCAAAGAUGUGCCAAAAAAGCGAGGGAAACCAGAAAAAGCGAAAGCAAACAUCAUAAAAAAGAUGAAAGGUGAUGUCAGCGUGCUUGGAACUGCUGUUUCAUCAUCAGGAGCCGGAAUCUCUGAUACUAAAAACAACACAAGCGUGUUAGCAACUCUCAGCGCAUCCAAAUUGUGCACCAGUACCCCUGCGAGUAAAUCUCUUGGCACGCCGACUUCUCUUGACCCACUCAAGCUGAAAAUGUUGUCCAUGGGCUUUAACAAGGAGUUGAAGGUCCUCUUGGUGAAGAUGAAGCUCGACGGCAUUCGCACGUUCAACACCGCCAAAGUGGAAGAGCAGAAAAUCCCACUUUGUCAGAUCACGAUCCAAAACUCAGCCGCCGAUGUGGUGCGAGCUUGCAAGGGGGCAAAGGUUAAGGAGAAAUUCAAGGAGUCGUACCUGCUUCCUUCCCUUUCUGUGAAACCUAAACUUUCCAUCCAGAUUCCCAUACCGCGGGAAAAGCUCAACCCUCCCACGCCAAGUAUCUAUUUGGAGAGCAGGAGGGACGCCUUCUCACCAGUCCUGCUUCAGUUCUGCACCGAUCCCAAAAAUGCGGUGACUGUCAUCAGAGGCCUCGCAGGCUCACUCCGCCUCAACCUUGGCUUGUUUUCCACCAAAUCUCUGGUGGAGGCCAAUGCAGAGCAUGCCGUGGAGGUGAGGACUCAGGUCCAGCAGCCAGCUGAUGAAAACUGGGAUUCCCGUGGCUCCACUCAGACGUGGCCCUGCGAGAGCAGCCGCUCACAUACCACCAUUGCCAAAUACGCUCAGUACCAAGCCUCGAGCUUCCAGGAGAGCCUGCAGGAGGAGAAGGAGAGUGAGAAUGAAGAGAAGGAGAGUGAGAAUGAAGAGGAAGAAGAGCAAGCUGACCCCUCAAAUACGUCAUCCACUGCUAAAGCAGGUGUGACAUCGACAAGCAGUAAAGGCAGCCCGGCCUCUAAUGACAUCAAAGCCGCUUCUGCACUCCCCUCCAGCAAAAACUCUGCUGCCAACACAUCCAGCUCAGAACUGAAGUCUGUCGGAAAGAUAAUAAAAUUUGGGACCAACAUAGAUCUCUCAGACCCGAAACGGUGGAAACCCCAGCUGCAGGAACUGCUCAAGCUGCCAGCGUUCAUGCGAGUGGAGUCAGUCAACAACAUGCUCAGUCAUGUCGGUCACACAAUCCUGGGCAUGAACACUGUCCAGCUCUACAUGAAAGUUCCAGGCAGCCGGACACCAGGUCACCAGGAGAACAACAACUUCUGCUCAGUCAACAUAAAUAUUGGACCAGGUGACUGUGAGUGGUUUGCAGUCCAUGAGCACUACUGGGAGGCUAUCAACACAUUUUGUGAGAAGCAUGGAGUAGACUACCUCACAGGGUCCUGGUGGCCAGUUCUGGAAGACCUCUACAGUUCCAACAUCCCUGUGUACCGUUUCAUUCAAAGGCCAGGCGACUUGGUGUGGAUCAAUGCAGGGACUGUGCACUGGGUCCAAGCAGUGGGCUGGUGUAACAACAUCGCCUGGAACGUGGGUCCUUUAAACUCAUACCAAUAUCAACUCGCCCUGGAGCGAUACGAGUGGAAUGAGCUGAAGAAAGUUAAGUCAAUUGUUCCCAUGAUCCACGUUUCCUGGAAUGUGGCUCGCACCAUCAAAAUCACAGACCAUGACACCUUCAAGAUGAUUAAACACUGCCUACUGCAGUCCAUCAAGCAUCUCCAGAUAUUGAGGGAACAAUUGGUGACAUCAGGAAAGAAAAUCUGUUAUCAGAGUCGUUUAAAGGAUGAGCCGGCUUACUACUGCAAUGAGUGUGACGUGGAGGUGUUCAACAUGCUGUUCGUGACCAGUGAACAUAGCGCUAAGAAGACCUAUGUGGUGCACUGUGAGGACUGCGCCCGUGCUAAGAGCCCAUCGUUGACAGGAGUGGUGGUGCUGGAACAGUAUCGAACAGAAGAGUUGAUGAAAACAUACGACAGCUUCACACUGGCUCCAUCACCCUUAUCGAAAUGAGGAUGUCGCCAUGGCGUCUUUCAGCCACAACCAAAACUAAGGGCAGCACAAAUGUUGCCUUGAAGGCAAUCGAUUCCUGCAAGCACGUUGUGAAUCAGCCAAUCAGCGUUUACUCUGUUGUUUACAUCACACAAUAAGGUAUAGCUACUCAGCCAAUCCAAGUACAGCUCACUGUCUUCCCCAUACCAGCUGCAGAUUGGACUUGUGCAUUGAAAUAGAAUGACUAGAAUGGUAAAUUUCAUGGAAGGAAAAAAAAAAGUAAGCACUGUUAAGACGGAAAAUCAGGUUAUUUCCAUUCAACGGACUCUGCUGUGAUUCAAAAGCGUCAAGUAGCCAAUUUUAUGUAUCAAUUCAGGUACUUUUAUGCAAAUUCCGUUUUCUACACCUUUCUAGUUAUUCUAUAUGUCCAUGAAUUUGCUGUGAUUCUAUUGUACCAGCAGGGGAAAUCGCUUUCACACAUGAGAGGUAGCUGAUUGUCACAUUUGCGUCAUAUUGAUUCCAGUUUGUGUUGAUCUUCAGGUAAACUUGAACAUGUUAUUCAUGCCUGUAAACUCUGAGGUGCUAUCUACUCCAAUCGUAUUCAUUGUCAGAACAGUUAAAAAAAAAUAAUAAUUCUACCAGCCUGGAAGUAUACACCACAUUGGCCUUGUGAACUGUGAGAAGUUGUAAUUGGAGUGUAAAACUAUGCGGAUACACUUUUGUUGAACUAAAAAAUAAAAUAAAACAAAACGACAAAAAAAUGCGGAUACACUUUUGUUGAACAAAAAAUAAAUAAAACAAACGACAAAAAAAAAAGAUUUCUCUACGAUACGGGUUUGUUAGAGAACUAAUAUGGCUUCGUAGUUGGGGAUCAAACAGUCAAUUUAGUCUGUGAUACACCUGAAAGCAAAUGUGGUGUGGAUUUUCUAUUUCAUUCGUUUGCUAUGGGAACAUAAGCCCAGUUUUAUACCUCUUUGUGUUGCUUGAUUCUUGUUUUUUUGUUUGUUUUCUAGAUUUAAUGAACGUAAAUAACUGUACAUUGUGAAUGACUAUGGGAUUUAAAAAAACGCAGUGCAUAGAUGAAGUACAGCGGGGGAGAUCACCAAUUUUGUUGUGUUUUUUUUUCUUUCGGAGUGACCAGAACACUCUGUGAGACAAGAAGGCCAUCCAUCACAGUACAGAACUUAUUUGAUGAUUUUCUUAUGUACAAAUCCAUGAUGUCACAAGAACUAAGGGAAACAUUCUUGUCUCGUCAUAAGUUCUCAAGUGUCAUUGUGCGCAUAAAAAUUACUGAAGGUUGAUUCCUCUGAACUGGAAUGUGGGAGAGGCCUGUUGUAUAACAUCAGAGUUCAAAUAUGAUUCAUCCCCAUGCUGUUAUUCCUCUAUGCACACCAUAUCAUGUACAUAGUAUAUCUGUUUUCUAGUUCACUUGAAAUAGUUCUCGUUUGGAAUCAAAUUUUUUGCAAAUGGUCAAAUUUGUCAUCCUGGGUCUCUUGUUUUUGGUGCUGUUGGGGGGAAAAAAAUCUGUCUUGAACUAUCCUGAUUCACUCUUGUUUUAAUUACUGCACUGGGAAUUUCUUCCUACUUUUAUACCUCUUUUGUUGACAGUUUUUUUGUGGGGUGGGGGUUGCAGAGAAAAUUGUAAAUUGUGACAUUAUUUAUACUGUACAUGCUACAUAUUUAUUGCAUAUCAAAUGGUACUCAUUCAUGGGGCGACAAGGUAUUUUCAAGAUGUGGAACGGUGAUGACGUGGAUAGGGGAAGUGCACUGAGGGGUCAGUGUAAUCCCCUUGGUGCUAGACCCCUCUUUGCCUCUGCGCCCCUUCGACUGUCAUGUUACGAUGUUGAAUAAGCAGCGAUACAACUCAAGCCAACCUGCUGGUGCUUAGGAACAUUUCAACACAGUUUACUGUAACUAAAAUCAAAUCGUUGUACUGUAUCUAACUCAUAAAUGCUUUUUUCUUUUUUUUUUUUUUCAUUAACUGUGUGGAUUUCAUAAUCUCGUGUGGCUAUAUUGGUGAUUUUAUGAGCAUUAGUAGCUGUAGUUGUAACUCUUGACACUUUUUGCAGAGACUUAUAGGGAUGUGACUUUUAACGGCCAAGGUUUUGUUUUCUGUACGUGUGUGUGUCUUUUCCUCAUCCUGGGUUAUUAUUUGACAGAUGUAAUGUUUUAUUUUCUCUCUCUCAUGAUGUUCAAUUUCUGCUGCACUUCAAAUAGGACAUGUAGAAGAAAAACCUGAGCCAGACCUGUCUUAAACCCCUCUGUGAUAUUUCUGUGACAUAUUGUAUUGUAUUGUUCAAGACAAUAAUAAUGUUUUGAUAAAUUAUUCAACAAUGCA
This is a messenger RNA of Hippocampus zosterae (dwarf seahorse), 7376 nucleotides long. Its product is annotated as lysine-specific demethylase 6B-like. Gene Ontology annotation, cellular component: MLL3/4 complex. The coding region runs from base 176 to 5059 and encodes 1627 amino acids. Gene Ontology annotation, molecular function: chromatin DNA binding; histone H3K27me2/H3K27me3 demethylase activity; RNA polymerase II cis-regulatory region sequence-specific DNA binding. Lineage: Eukaryota; Metazoa; Chordata; Actinopteri; Syngnathiformes; Syngnathidae. Gene Ontology annotation, biological process: regulation of gene expression; heart development. The record is from RefSeq and is a predicted model, not a curated record. The transcript is spliced from 20 exons.